GUCUGUUAGAGGAUUUUAUUCCGAAAUAAAAUGUUUCCAUUAAUCAUAACUCGACGAAAUAAUUACUACAAGUGGCAAACGAAAGACGAAAAUGUGUUAUGGUUGUCAGUUCCGUGCAAUCAGCCUUCCAUAAUGGAAACAGAAGAUCCUUCGGAGCUUGGGGACUGGUUGAAGCAGCGAGUGUUGGGAAGCGGUGGGUUUGGUGUUGUAACAUUAUGGAAGAAUAAACAGACGGGUGAAACAAUAGCCUUGAAGAAAUGUCGUUCAGGUACUGACAGUAUCAUGACACCAAAACAUAAAGAAAGAUGGACAAAAGAAGUUGAAAUAAUGCAGCGACUUUCACAUCCCAAUGUUGUCAAGGCAAUUCAAGUUCCAUGGGAACUUUCUAUUCUUCGCUCUGAGCUGCCAUUGUUGUGUAUGGAAUUCUGCUCAAAAGGUGACCUUAGACAGGUUUUAAAUAAAAGGGAAAACUGUUGUGGGCUGAAUGAAGCUGAUGUUCGUGCUCUCAUUUCUGAUGUGAAGAGUGCAAUACAGUACCUUCACACCAUGAAGAUUACACACCGAGAUUUGAAACCAGAGAAUAUCGUACUUCAACAAAAGGAAAAAAAGAUUGUGUACAAGCUGAUUGACUUGGGGUAUGCCAAAGAGCUUGAACAAAGCAGCUUAUGUACUUCUUUCGUUGGCACCCUACAGUAUCUGGCCCCUGAGCUCUUCACAAACAAGCCCUACACCAGCUCAGUGGACUACUGGAGUCUAGGUCUUCUUUCUCAUGAAGUGAUUACCGGAGUAAGACCAUUCUUACCUAACAUGACUCCAGCUGCAUGGAUGUCUCAUGUACGGAACAAGUCAUCUGAUGACAUCUGUGCAUAUCAAGCUCCUGAUGGAAGUAUUGUUUUUUCCAAGGAACUUUAUGAUCAGAACCAUAUCUCACUAGCCCUGAAACACGAUAUGGAACGAUGGUUAAAACUUGCUUUGGAAUGGGAUCCAAAGAAACGUGGUCGAGGACCAGGUGAUAAAGUUAUCAUCUUUGAUAUGCUUGACGAAAUUCUCAGUAAGAAGAUUGUGCAGUUGUUUGUAGUGCCAUUGUAUUUGCACUGCAGUUAUGUGGUAGACAGUUCAACAGCACUCUCAACAUUACAACUGUGGCUUGAACGAGAUACUGCGUUAGCUGUGAAUGAUCAGGAGUUGCUUUUACCAUCGGGCAAACCACCUGAGCCAGAUGCUGGGGCCAUGCAGUGCUGGAAUCAGAAGUGUAUUGAGGAUGGGACUCCAAUGCUGCUGGUCUUCAGAAAGGGUGAGCUGACGUUACCACAGGCUGGACCAAGAAUUCCAUGGACAGUGCAACAGAUGUUGCAGGAGCCACGCACCAAACUGGAAUACGUGCAUCUGCGUCGUGCAUGGGCACAUGCAAGUUUUUUCUUACGCCAAGAAGCAGACUUAUAUCGUACACUCGUUGCAGCAUUUCAAACGAAGAUGAAACAUGUUGAAGAACUGGGGAAUAUAGUCACAGAAAACUUGAAAGAUGCAGUGACAAGCUUACAGAGGGUUGAAGCACAAAUGGACAUUGUUCAUAGUAGCCUCAAGCUGGAUGAAGAGAAGGCUGCAGGCAGAGUUAUUGGCUCAGUAAUGCAUCGUUGGUCCAGGGGUUUUGAGCAAAUAAAAUCGCGAGUGGAAACACUACACGAUGUAUUGCUGCAGGAUUUGAAGACCAGGAGUGAAAGAACUUCAUCAAAGCUUCUGAAGUUACAAGACGAACCAACACCACCUUGGCAGGAGAUGGAAAUGCUAUCAGAAAGUGGACUGAAGUGUUAUGAUCAGCUUCGUCGACGUUCAAGAGAAAGUAGGCAACAGAAAUCGGAUUGUAUUGAAAUGCUCAAGAUUGUCUACAGCUGUUUAAAACGAAGAGAUGCUUUGUUAAGAGACAAGGCAUUUUCUGAACAGUUAACAUUACUUGCUGUUCUUCAAAAAGAUCUUGAGAUGCUCGACAAUCCCAUCAACAGAGCAAUUGAAUUAAUAGAAAAAAUCAGUGUUGAACUGAAAGAGGAACAACUGAAGAGACAAAAUGACAUUUGGAGGUCUGUAAUGGGACUGGAUGCUACACAGAAUUCUGUCGGUCAUGUUUCACCAUCUCCAAGUCUGUACUUGGAUGAGUUGAAAGAGCUUCAAGUUCCUGAACUGACUGUGACUGAUUUCAAGAUUGGCAGUUUCAUGCCAGAUCGCAACCUUGCAGAUGGAAAUCUUAGCAGAACUCACUCAAGAGAGGAAACCCCAACUCCAAAUGAACUGAGAGUCUCCAGAGAGUCAUCACCACAUCUUGCGGGCAGAGUGUCGCCAUUUGCUGUCUCAGAUGCUACAACUAUUGUUCAAGAUAAUUUUGAGCUCAGGUUCAGGACAGAAGAGCUGUUAAAUCAAAGUUUUCAACAAAUUCGCAGUAUAAUGGGUGAUUUCAUGUCAAUGGAUUGGACUCAUUUGGAACAGUGAAGAUGACUGUGCUGGAGUGUAAUGUAAUUUUUCUGUGUGUGUGUGUGUGUGUGUGUGUGGCGGUCGCGCACCCGCGCAUGGUGAAUUUCUGAUUCUGUGGUAUAAGUUCACAUUUCUUAUUACACAUUAAAAUUCAUCAAUAUUUCAGAUGUACAGCAUAAUAAGCUAUGUAAUCCUCAAUUGUUAUCUGUGUGGGUGAUUUAGUUUCUGGUGCAGAAGACUAUAAGUGUCAUGUACUACAAUUCACGUAAUUUAAAGCAAGACUGGAGAAGGGGUCACUAUGUUGUAUCAUACCUACUGUGGUCUACAGUCACACUUGUUUGCUCAGGCGUAGAGCUUUACACUCGUGUCAUGCUAGAAAAAAACCUGUCUACCAUUUUUUUACAAUUUACACAAUACUGAACACUUUUUUGAUGAGAAUGUAAUAAUAAAGAUGUGGAGAAAUGACAGAUAGCAAAGUUACUGUCAUGUGUUGACACGGCAAGAAUUGAAAUGUUUGUGUGAAUUGAAAUGGUUUAUAUUUUAUAUUCUAUUUUAUGUGCUUAGAUUUCUAACAAUAGUUAAGUCUUGAUGAACAGAGAAAAUAUUGAUUAUAUUGAAGACUGAAUGCACAUUUAUAGAGUUCGUGAUGAAAAGCGAGUCUCACUUCAUUGUAUUUACACAUGAAAGAUGUUUUUUACAGUUUGUUCCUCUUUGUUAUUCACAAGCAAAAAUAAGGGAUGUGUUGAUCAUUUAUCUCAGAAAACUAUUUUGAAAGAAAAUAUAUAUAUAUAUAUAUUUUAGAUUAAAUUUUAGACCUAGCAAUAGCAAUUUUUUACAAACUUACAUCUUGAAGAAAUGAAAUACUUUUUAUGCAUUUACUGUAAUCUUUAAAAGGCAUCUAUUUGACAAAGUCAGCUACAGUUUCUUAGAGUAUAGCUGAUUGUUAGUUGCUGUGGGGAAGUAACAAAAAUUAUUUUUCUUUAGUCUUCAGUUUUAAAGCCAGAUGGGAGUUUAGGGAACUCAAGAAAAAAGUCAUUGCAAUAGUUGUAUAAAACUAGAUAGAAAGGAGAGGAAACAGUAAUUAACAAAUAUAGCAAUUACAAAAUACAGUGUAAUACAGUUUUUGUGUGUGAUUAUUGGUUUAUGUUCAGUAAUAUUUCUUUGUCCCAAUUUCAUAUGUAAUUUUGAAUAUUUUAUUGACUUUUACUGGUUAUCACCCACCUUGUUUAUGAGUAUUGUCAUUUGUUUAAAAAUUUUGUGAUGUUGUAUUAUUACAUUUCCUGUUUGUGAAAGGGCUGUUGUAUUUAUCAUGUUGUGUAGUUGUGCAAUAUUUGUCAUUCUGUGUAGUUGUGCAAUAUUUUAUGAGAGCGAGAACAGCCAAAUGUUGUAUUGUUAACUGAAGACUCAUUAAUUUCUUUGACUGUUUAUCUGAUUACACAUGUGCAUUGCUACCUUACCAUGGAUAUACUAUCUUUUACCAUGGAUAUACUAUGCUUUUUAGACACAGUCAAAUGAGAUACUCAGUCUCUCUUUACUUUUUGUCUCUCUAUUGUGAGUUACUCCAAUUCAUUUAAAUACAGAGCAAAUAAAUCAUAUUUUAUGAAA
Messenger RNA from Schistocerca nitens (vagrant locust), 4068 nucleotides. It is a transcript of the gene IKKbeta, whose product is annotated as inhibitor of nuclear factor kappa-B kinase subunit alpha. Gene Ontology annotation, cellular component: cytoplasm; IkappaB kinase complex. Gene Ontology annotation, biological process: tumor necrosis factor-mediated signaling pathway; peptidyl-serine phosphorylation; positive regulation of transcription by RNA polymerase II. Lineage: Eukaryota; Metazoa; Arthropoda; Insecta; Orthoptera; Acrididae. The transcript is spliced from 16 exons. The record is from RefSeq and is a predicted model, not a curated record. Bases 31 to 2481 code for a protein of 816 amino acids. Gene Ontology annotation, molecular function: IkappaB kinase activity; ATP binding.